Molecule: messenger RNA, 1557 nt
Organism: Colletotrichum abscissum
Lineage: Eukaryota; Fungi; Ascomycota; Sordariomycetes; Glomerellales; Glomerellaceae
Product: FAD binding domain-containing protein
Exons: 2
Coding region: 1-1557 (518 amino acids)
Molecular function (GO): FAD binding
Source: RefSeq, a predicted model, not a curated record
AUGGUUCGCGCCGCAUCCCUCGUCGCCAGCUUGCUGGCUGUCGUCACAAACCCCCUCGUCGUUGCGGCUGAGAGCAGCGCCGACGCCGCCACCAAUUCGGCCGUCGUAGCCAGCCUUCCAGGUUCAGAGAAGAUCGCCUGUGGACUGCUCAACUCCCGCUACCCCAAGCAGACCUUUUACUCCGGCUCCGAUGGUUACACCUACGAGACGCAGACGCAGUACUGGUCCGCAACGGAGUACAACACACCAGCUUGCGUCUUUGUCCCACAGAAUGCCCAGCAGGUGUCUUUUGCUGUUACUACACUGACUUUGAGCUUGACCAAGUUCGCCGUCCGCAGCGGAGGUCAUAUGCCAGUUGUGGGAUACAACAGCAUCGGAUCAUCUGGCGUCCUGCUGUCAACGUCCAACCUGACCACUCUGGCUCUCUCCAGCGACAAGUCCACUGUAUCUGUUGGCGCUGGCUACAGGUGGAGAGAUGUCUACUCCUACCUCGCGCCUUCCGGCCUGGCAGUCGUCGGAGGCCGUAUUGGGGGUGUUGGCGUCCCCGGUCUGCUUCUUGGGGGCGGAAUAUCCUUCUACUCCAACCAGUACGGCUUCGCAGCCGACAACGUUGUUCGGUACCAGGCCGUGCUCUCCAGCGGCUUAGUCGUCGAGGCCACCGCUACCAAUGCCUACUCGGACCUCUUCUGGGCCCUCAAGGGAGGCGGUAACUCCUUUGCUAUUGUCACUCGCUUCGACCUCAAGACCUUUGUGUCGCCCAAGGUAUGGGUAGGAAUCUCGCAGUACGCGCAGACGGACAGCGCCAAGUACCUCGACGCCGUCUACAACUUUGGCAAGUUCGGUUCCGCGGAUGGCAAAGCCGCCAUUAUUCCCACCAUCCUCACCUAUCCUUCGUACAACAUCACCGCGUACGCGGCUGCCCGCUUCUACGACUCCGAGACCGCGCCCGCGACUGCGUUCGAGAACUUUACGUCUCCUGCCCUGACGCCUGUGGCCGAUUCCUAUGCCCUGCAGCCUCUCGCCGAUUAUGUGACUGCCGUUGACGCACUCCAACCCACCGGUCUCCGACAAGAAUUCCGCGUCAUGUCCCUUGUAGUCAACCGCGACGCAGUAGACUACGUCCACGACACCUUCCUCACAGCCACCAGCGCCAGCCUCACCAGCAUCGUCGGCCUGUCGGCCUCCGUCACCUUCCAACCCAUCACCAAGGAGUUCAUCCAGCAGGGCGUCGCCAAGGGCGGCAAUCCCCAGGGCGUGGACCCGUCCAAGGCGCCGUACUUUUGGGUCGUCGAGAACCUGACGUGGCAAGACGCCAAGGACGACGCCGCGGUGAAGGCCUUUGCCGACAGCGUUACGGCGGAGAUCGAGGCCGGGUUAGUGGCCAAGGGCGUCGCGGGCGGGUAUUUGUACUUGAACGAUGCGGGACAGGGGCAGAAGAUCUUCCAGAGUUACCCGACGGCGAACCUGGUAAAGCUCAAGGCUAUUCGCGCCAAGUAUGACCCGUUGAGGAUUUACACGAACCUCUUGGUCGGGGGUUGGAAGGUGCUUGACGCCUGA